CUGGGAACAAAGAAGAAAUGCAGUAGGGCCGACACGUUCCUAAAUGUUUUGUUCGAAGGAUGUUGAAGGCUAAAAUAUUUCCACGAUUUUCUUCAAUACUGUUACAUCUGUUCGGUUAUUGUCGAUGUGGUGUCUUACAUUUGUUUCUGUUGCCGAGGAAUUGAUUUAAAGCUGAAGAUGUUUACAAGAAGUCGCUUACAGACGGCGGACAUUAAAAGAUGGUUUGAGAAGGCUUUGGUGGCGAAGGACUAACUUCGAGUGCAAGAACUGCGUUGGAAAGGUCCAUAGAUGGACCUGUUUAUUGAGACAUUAACUGGAACAGCCUUUGAACUGCGAGUUAGCCCUUUUGAAACCAUCAUGAGCGUCAAAGCUAAGAUUCAGCGUCUUGAAGGCAUCCCAAUGUCUCAGCAACAUUUGAUAUGGCGAUCUGUAGAAUUGGAAGAUGACUAUUGUCUUCAUGAUUACAACAUCACUGAUGGGGCAACAUUGCAACUAGUCCUGGCUAUGAGAGGAGGUCCUAUCAAUACCAGAAGAAUACCUGUUGAAGAUCCUACUCUAAGAGAAAUGGCUGAAUACAUGGAGGUCAACAGGGAAGAAAUCUGGGACAAACUCCCUAAGGAUAACCGCCAAGUAACCUUACUUGUUUUCAGGGAUGGAGACCAGUUGAAUUUCUUUCGAGUUGUGGAUAGAGGCGAUGGUACUUUGACCCCACUCUCAGACUCCUUGAGUGGUGCUUCAAUGUACAAUUUGUAUGAUGAAGAAGAGGACGAAAAUCCACCUCCAAUAUCACAGGAAGCCAUCAAGGAAAACAGUGUGACAAUGAACAAAGUGAGACUUCUUAAGAAUAGAAUGGAAUCACAGAAAAGCCUCAAGCCUAAACAUCAACCAGCACCUCCAUCUACUGAGAAACCCACCAGCAGUUCAAUACUCAGUGCAAGGAGAAGGUUGCAGUUGACCUCUGCAACAGCAACAUCAAAAGCUCAUGACACUGCAUUCCGAGUUGUUGAUCAACAUUCUUCAAGCAGACAUCAACCAAAAGCAGGAGCUGUUCACGGUUCACCUUCUAAACAGUCAAGUGCAACAAACAGGGUAACACCUAAAGGACCAUUGCCACCUGUUAACACAAGGAGGAAAACUAACCAAAUUGAUGUAUCAGACUUUUUAGUGCAAUCUAGCCAAGAGGCAAAAAUUGUUCCUUCAAGUCGAACACUCGCAAGGAGUGCAAUGAAAGAAGGAAGGAAAACAAUAUCAGAGCUUGUUAAAGACUCUAAAGAAAUUAAACCCUUGGGAAGUAUAUCAAAACCUGUGAGUCAUCACAAGGAAACAAGAACUUCAAGCCCUUCUCAUGGGGUUACUAGUUUAGAUUAUUCAUCAGGAAGUGCCAGUUUACGGCGAUCGAGAAUUCCAGAAGAUUCUUCUGAUGUGAGGUAUCCACUAGAUUUAACGUCAGGAAGUGGGGGAUUUAGACGGAUUCGUGCAAUGGAAAAUAGAAUUCCAACUCCAGAAGGAAGGCGAUCAGGCAUCCUGAGUGAUUCUCUAUCUUAUUCGUAUCGAAUUUCACAUGGAAGUACAAGUAAUUCAAAUAAUUCUCCAUCUCAUCUUCACCAUCUACCUCCUGUAAAAACAAAACCACAUCCGCCCCCACAACUUUUACCUGCUAAAAAGAAGACUAGAUGUUUUAGUUGUGGAAAGAAAACAGGAUUAGCUACUACCUAUCAAUGCAGGUGUGGAAAUUCAUUUUGUGCAACACACCGCUACGCUGAAGCUCAUAGCUGUACAUAUGAUUAUAAAAGUGAAGGGAGAAAGAUUAUUGAACAGAACAAUCCUGUAGUUGCAGCUCCUAAGCUUCCAAAAAUCUGAACUAGCAGUUAUGUAUUAUUGACAAGAUAAAUAUAUUUGUAAAUAAGUUAAAACUUGCCAAAAAUUAAUGCUGCAAUGAUAUGUAACUUGUAGAUAUAAGAAAGUUCCUGGGAAAUUGAACUGUCGUGAUUUUGUUUACUUUUGGAACCAUGGUAAUCGCUUGGGACAAAAAAUUUGGUAUCUUCAUUUUUCUUGAAAAGGUUGAUAUAUGUAGCUGUUUUGCAAAUUGCUCUACAUAUGUGUGAUAUAUUAUUCUAAGCAGUAAAAAUGUUGGUUCUUAAUCAACUGUUAUUGUUGUAAAAAGAUAAAAAUUUGGUUUUGUUCGGAGCCUUUUAAAGGACAUUUUUAUUGGUUCUUAGUUUUCUAUAUUAUUUUUUCCUUUUCAGUUUUGGGUUUUUAGUUCAUAUCUCGUCUAAAUUCAGCUGCUUCUGCAUGCAAUCCAAAGUUUUGGCUACAGAAAUUUCACAUAAUAAUUUAUUCCACUUUGUUAUUGGUCUACCAAUUGUUGAAUGUAUUACAUUUUUGUCAUCUCAAAUCUGUGUGGUUCCAUGUUCUUUUGAGUGACGACAGUUACACUUGCACAAGACACAAUUAAUUCCUUCUGCAGUCUACUGGUUAUUUUAAGCAGCUGGCACCUGGUGUUUGUCUUAAUUUUCAUUGUAUAUAAAGCUACACAUAAAGCAACAUUAUUCCAUGGUCACUUGUAAACAUGCAGUCACUAAAAGAUGCAGGUGAAAGAGUAAGAAUAAAAUUCAAUUCAAUAGGA
Molecule: messenger RNA, 2626 nt
Organism: Orbicella faveolata
Lineage: Eukaryota; Metazoa; Cnidaria; Anthozoa; Scleractinia; Merulinidae
Product: AN1-type zinc finger protein 4-like
Molecular function (GO): protein binding; zinc ion binding
Source: RefSeq, a predicted model, not a curated record